UAGCGACAACCGAGCGCAACGUGCUCCGCCGCGAUCCGUCCUUCCGACUGCGGUGCCUGGCAACAGACGAAAAAAAAAAAAAAAGACGUGAUGACGUCCUCUCCAGAUUGCGUGUUAUGCGCUGUGAGGAAUUAAAACAACCUCGAAGAAGAGGACACGGGGGAAGGCUAAAAUAAUAAACGAGACGGAAAUAAACGAGGUGCGCGGUGAACCAUGGAGCUCUCGGCUGUCGGCGAGAGCGUCUUCGCGGCCGAGUCCAUCAUUAAACGGAGAAUCCGACGGGGGCGCUGGGAAUAUCUCGUGAAAUGGAAGGGCUGGUCUCAGAAGUACAGCACGUGGGAGCCCGAGGAAAACAUUCUGGACGCGCGACUCUUCGCCGCCUUCGAGGAGAGGGAGCGAGAAAGGGAGCUUUUCGGCCCGAAGAAGAGGGGUCCCAAACCUGAGACAUUUCUCUUGAAGGUGAGUGAAUCUUUUGAUAUAUCUCGGGGUCCCAAACCUGAGACAUUUCUCUUGAAGGCCAGGGCCAAAGAAAAAACGUAUGAUUCCAGACGAGAGGCUCCGAGAAGGAUCCAGGUUUCCUAUCCCGUCCCGGAGCCCGUCAUAACCCCGAGGGCCCGGGAGGGUUUACGCGCGGUUCUCCCUACGAUCUUCCCACCGAGCUCGGUCAACAGAGGGGAAAGUGUCCUCAUCCAGCCGCCGCAGCCGGACAGACGGCCCAGGUCGACUCCGCCGGCGCCUCUGACACUCCAAGAAGACGUGCGGUUCCCCAAAAAGAGAGGGCGCAAACCCAAGCUGCAUUUACAUUACGACGAGGAUGAGCCGGACGCCGAACGCGGUCGGCCUUCGGAGGAGCAGGGGUCGCACGGUGUGUCCGGCGCGUCCCGACGCUUGCUCCACCGCGGAGAGACGUCGGAUCACGGCCUCGUCCAGCUGACCAGGAGGUUUCAGGAGAAGACCACGAUAACGCCCAAGCACAGCGGCGCGCGGGGGCACGCGGGUCUGUUUUACGGCUGCGCGUUCAGUCCUCCAGAUGUGCACGAGAGAGAGCACAGGACUACUUGUUUGCCCGGGUGGUCUGUUCCUCGGUCCGGCAGCUCCGCAGAACACCAGAGACACCAGGCGAAGGAUCUCCGUCUGCCCCCGGAGCAAGCUGCCGUCACCUCCACGCAGUCCGAGUCCACCCGCGACCAGUCCACGCGCCCGGCCUCGACCUGGACCCCCCGUUUCACCAGUCUGGACACAGUGACCGUGACAGAUGUCACCAUGAACUUCUUGACUGUCACCGUCAGAGAAAGCAGCACCGAGAAAGGCUUUUUCCGGGAGAAGAGAUGAGUAGAGCCAUGCGCUUUGGAUGUGGGUCAGAGGAAGAUGAUAUAAAAAAAGAUUUGUUUAACAAGCUACCAACUAACACGCCUACUGUAUUGCUUUAUUUGGUCCUGUGUAACUGUCAAAUACAAGUAUUUAAUACGCUGCUGGGAAAAUAAAAAACGAAAGUGACUAGUGUA
Gasterosteus aculeatus aculeatus (three-spined stickleback) is the source of this 1505-nucleotide messenger RNA. It is a transcript of the gene cbx8a, whose product is annotated as chromobox homolog 8a (Pc class homolog, Drosophila). Gene Ontology annotation, molecular function: chromatin binding. Gene Ontology annotation, biological process: negative regulation of transcription by RNA polymerase II. The record is from RefSeq and is a predicted model, not a curated record. Gene Ontology annotation, cellular component: PRC1 complex; chromatin. Lineage: Eukaryota; Metazoa; Chordata; Actinopteri; Perciformes; Gasterosteidae.